This is a messenger RNA of Tarenaya hassleriana, 1124 nucleotides long. RefSeq lists its product as uncharacterized. NCBI's taxonomy places the organism in Eukaryota, Viridiplantae, Streptophyta, Magnoliopsida, Brassicales, Cleomaceae. The transcript is spliced from 6 exons. The record is from RefSeq and is a predicted model, not a curated record. The coding region runs from base 1 to 687 and encodes 228 amino acids.
AUGGAGACUGAUUUUGGCUGCUCCAAAGGUUUUAGGGUUUUGGUGAAAGCCAAAGCCGACAGAGAGCAUCACUCGGGAGAAAUGACGGCUUUGGCCCGGUUGAUUGUCAACCGGAUUCGGUUAUACGGUGAUGGUGCUCCAGCUAAGCUGGAGUGGAGCGUGCGUCAACGGCGGUCGAAGGCGGGGAAGAAGGGAGACCAGGCGCGUGCCAGCCCCACCACGCCGCUCUCCUGGAGCUGCGCUACCUCUGUCAGCGGCGGCGCCGCUUCGGCGGUGGACGGCAUCGAGGAGUCGAGUUGCGCCAUGAAACCGCCCGAGAACAUUAGAUCUAAGAUUCCUCAAACGAGUGGAGCAACUGCGUUCAAGAGAUUGAGAAGGAAAAAGACUCUGGCUGAACUUAAAGAGGAGGAGAGUCUGCUCUUGAAGGAAAGAAAAAGCUUGAAAAAUGAACUGGCAAGCAUCCGGGCUUUGCUUGAGCAACAAAGAGCAAGAAACGAUGCUCUUAAGAAGUUGAAGGCCGAAUCACAAUCUUCCCUCCCCUGCAAAGCGGCUCCAGCAAUAACAUCCACGGCCUAUUCACCUCACAGUUCGUCCAAAAGAGAGGAAACCGACGUAAAAAAAGAUUCCUCCUUUUUGCUCCCUGACCUUAACGACCCGAGCCCUGAAGUUCUCUAUGGAAUCAGCUAAUGAAAAAGUACCCAAAACGGGACAAGCAACCCAUAUUAUUCUUUAGUUUUUCCAUCAGCCAAAACCAUCCUGAUUCACACGACCAAAGAAACCAACUGUAUCCAUGCUUUAAGCCUAAGAUGUUGCAUAACUGUAACUAAGAUAGAGAGAUGCCUGAUCCUGUGACUGCAACAGAUGAUUUUCAUGGAGUUGAGAUGAUUAGGGUUUAUGGUUGAGUGUCUCUUCUGACAUACCUAGACGCAAGUAAGGUUUUUGCUCUCUUUUUCUUUCUUCUUUUGUGAGAUGAGAUGUAGUUAUCUCUACAGAGCCACUCUCUUCCAUUUUCUUCAUUUGUUUUCUUUAUUGCCUGCAAUGGAAGAUAUUGCAGAUGUUACAUUCAACUUCAUCUCUUCGGUGAAUCGAUUGUUCCAACACAAAUUCGAACAUAUGUUAUGCCU